GGCGAUAAAGUUGUUUGUUGAAUACACCUCGCUCUUUCUUCCUUUCUUCUACUCGCGGAGUUCUUUGCUAGAGGUCUUUAAUUAAAGUACAUGCAUGUUAAACACUUUUUCGUAGCGUCUGUUUUGUUUGUUGUUCUUUAUUUUAUGUAUAAAAGACCUUGUUAGGGGUGGAUUAAAGUUUAGUUCAUGAAAAGUGCCCGCGAAGUUAAGAAUAAACGACGAAUUACUGAAAAACUACACCACGAAACAUGGUUAAGUUAAUGACUAUCAUAGUUUUCUUAGCAGUUAUCGUUGCCGCAGUUGCCACUAAGCCUGAUCAUGGAAACAAACAACACCACCCGCAGCAGCAUACACACGGAAAACAAGUCGUAGGGCACGGAAAGUCUUCCUCGGCUGGUCAUGGUCACAGUCAGAGUCACAGUCAACCCGGAGUUCAUGGUCAUGAUAGCUCACACAAGACUCACGGAUCUAAUCAUGGCCAGCAGCACGUCAAAUCACAGCACAAUCAGAAAAAGCACGGACAUUAGAUACCGGAUUAGAUUCACAAAUUCUUGACAAAAAAUAAACUUUAUUUUACAUAAGAAACAAAAA
This is a messenger RNA of Malaya genurostris, 591 nucleotides long. Its product is annotated as zinc transporter 7-like. The record is from RefSeq and is a predicted model, not a curated record. The transcript is spliced from 2 exons. The coding region runs from base 249 to 527 and encodes 92 amino acids. NCBI's taxonomy places the organism in Eukaryota, Metazoa, Arthropoda, Insecta, Diptera, Culicidae.